UAAUAAUAAUAAUAAUUUUAAUUAAAAAAAGAAUAUGUUGGCUUAUUUAAACUCUGCUUUCACUGUCUUCUCCCUCCAAACCAAAAAAAUAUAUAUAUAAUCGGAGAGAAAGAGAGAGCGAGCGACCGGCGGCGAAACUCUUCAGUCGGAAACCUUCGAAGCAAUUUCUCCGUUUUUUUUUUUUUUCUUUUUUGCUCUGAAACCCCAAAAAAAAAAAAAAAAAAGAAUCUCUCGGACGAUUUCGGUUCCUUUGGUCGGAUUGAAAAAUGGAGGAUUUGGUGGGAUAUGGAUUCCGUCCGACGGAUGAUGAGCUCGUAGGUUACUAUCUCCAUAACAAAAUUCUGGGAAAGAAUUGGCUAGUAGAAGGAGCCAUUAACGAGGUCAACAUCUGUAGCUUCGAUCCAUGGAACUUGCGGUUCCAAUCUAAGAUAAAAUCGAGAGAUCCUAUGUGGUAUUUCUUCUCUCGAAGAGAAAACAAGUACACCAAUGGGAAUCGACAGAGCAGGACAACAGAUUCUGGCUUCUGGAAGGUUACUGGAGAGCCUGUGGAUGUCAAGGAUCAGUGGGGAACUUGGUGUACCACUCCUGGUAAGAUUGGUCAUAAAAGGGUUUUGGUCUUCCUCAAGGGAAGAAUCUCUGACAAAACCAAAUCUGAUUGGGUUAUCCACGAGUUUCACGACGACCUCUUACCAGAACAUGAGAGGACCUAUGUCAUCUGCAGACUUGAAUAUAAGGGCAACGACAAGAGCAUUCUAUCUGCCAACGCAACAGAUCCCACUCCCACUUUUGUCCCUAAUAUGACUAGUAGUGCAGGUUCUGUGGUCAACCAAUCACGUCAAGGAAAUUCAGCAUCUUACAACACUUAUUCUGAAUAUGAUUCAGCAAAUCAUGGCCAGCAAAACUUCAAUAUGCAGCUACCAGUUCAAGGAAAUUUAGGGUCUCUUAACCAUUUCUCUGAGUAUGACUCAGCAAAUCUUGGUGGAAACUUUGACAUGCAGCAACCAGUUGAAGGAUAUGCAGGAUCUUUUAACCUUCUCCCUGAGUAUGAUUUAGCAAAUCACGGCGGUCAGUGGUUGAGUGACUAUAUCAACCUACAACAACAAGUUCCUUACUUGGCCCCUUAUGAAAAUGAGUCGGAGAUGAUUUGGAAGUCUGUGGUUGAAGAAAAUUUUGAGUCUUUAAUUGAUGAAAGGACAUCUAUGCAAGAGCAUUACAGUGAUUACCGGCCAAAAAAACCUGUGACUGGGGUUUUGCCUGAUGAUAGCAGUGAUACUGAAACUGGCUCAAUGAUUUUCGAAGACACUUCAAGCUCGACUGAUAGUGUUGGUAGUUCAGAUGAACCGUGCCAUACUCCUAUAGAUGAUAUUCAACCAUUGAACACUAGUAAGCCUUCGCACAAUUAUGAGGCACAAGAGCAACCAAACCAGUUGAAAUUGCCGUAUCAGAACAAAGAAAAGGUGAUAUAUUCUCAGAAAAGCGAAUACGAGUGGAAAAUGGCUGAAGACUCGAUCAAGAAACCUCUAUCCAACAACACGGUGAAGCAGAGCCGGAUUGUUUUGGAGAAGAGGAGUCAAAGGAAUGCACAGUGGAACUAUCUCAAGAACAUGAUCAUUGGUGUCUUGUUGUUCAUCUCCAUCAUUGGUUCGAUCAUUCUGGUUGGUUAAGAGGUCAAAUCGGAUUCUUCCUCACAAUUUUCUUUCUUGUCUGUGUGUUUUUUUUCUUUUGGUUUCUUUGCUCUGUUUUCUCGCUCAGGAAAAGUCUGAAGUUGUGUUUUACUAGUAUGUAAAGAAGAGAAAAAAAAAAUGCAGGAAAUGUAUGUAUAGAAAAGAAAAAAAACAAGUGUAUGUAAUAAUAAAUUAGGUAUCGUUUUGUGGUAUAGUCAUAUAUAUAAGUGAUCAUAUAGUUUUGUAUAA
Molecule: messenger RNA, 1913 nt
Organism: Arabidopsis lyrata subsp. lyrata
Lineage: Eukaryota; Viridiplantae; Streptophyta; Magnoliopsida; Brassicales; Brassicaceae
Product: NAC domain-containing protein 1
Exons: 6
Coding region: 267-1664 (465 amino acids)
Biological process (GO): regulation of DNA-templated transcription
Molecular function (GO): DNA binding
Source: RefSeq, a predicted model, not a curated record